AUGCAAUGAAAGCCUUGAAAAACGUGAGCAUGUCAUACAUGGCUAACUUUACUACAAGUAUUGCAGUAGCUGCCUCUGAAAACUUUCAGCUUCGGAAGGCGCUGGUGGAGGAACAAUUCGAUGCCGUUAUUACUACUUGGUAUAUGAACGAUUUUGAAGCUGGAUACGCAGCUAUUCAGCAAGUCCCCUGGAUACUCUUCAGCUCGGUGAACUAUCACGUAAUCUUGGAAGACAUGGUGGAUGAAGUCAGGUCCAUCCCCACCCAUCCCAUGAUGUUCAACGACUGUGAGGCCCCCAUGAGCACGUGGAGACGGUGGUUCAAUGGAAUCCUUUAUAUUGGACUCAAUUUGUUUACGUGGUACGACGAACCCCGCAAGGUAGGGGUAUAUGAAGACAUAUUUGCACCCCUAGCAGAGACCCGCGGCGUUCCUCUCCCCCCAUUCUCCGAAGCACAGCAUAACGUCUCCAUACUCUUGGUGAACUCCCACGAGUCUUUAGCUCCGAGCAUCAGCAAGCCUCCUAAUGUCAUUAACAUUGGUGGCUUUCAUCUUGAUGAGGAUGCUCCUCCGUUGCCCAAAGACUUACAAGAUCUCCUCGACGGUUCUCCACAAGGAGUCAUCUACUUCAGCCUCGGUUCCGUGCUCCGCUCAUCAGGGAUAGACGCGAAGAAACGCGACGCACUCGUGAAGAUGUUCGGGAAGCUGCCUUACACCGUGCUGUGGAAGUAUGAGGAGCCUCUGGACAACCUGCCUCCUAAUGUACAUGUUAGACCUUGGUUGCCACAACCCAGUAUUUUAGCUCACAAAAACACAAUCCUAUUCAUCACCCACGGAGGUCAGUCCAGCACAGUGGAAGCCAUUAUAGCUGGUAUACCCAUCGUCGCGGUACCAGUCAUGGGAGACCAGCCGGCGAAUGCUGAGCGCGCAGUGAGAGCGGGGUAUGGACUGCAAGCUGACUUCAAUGCUGAUCUAGCUGAUGAACUGGAUGUAGCUGUGAAGGAGAUAUUGAGUAGUGAUAAGUACCGCAACAAGGCGAAAUUCUUAUCAAAACUGUUCCGCUCUCGUCCCGUGCCGCCGGCGAAACUCAUCCCGUUUUACGUAGAGCUCGCUAUUGAAACUAAAGGAGCUUUCCACCUACGCUCACUAUCACUCAAGUACAGUUGGUAUGAGCGCUGGAUGCUCGACUUCGUGCUCGCUGUGCUCGGCGUGCUCGCGGCCCUCACGUGGCUCGUCAAGCUCGCUGUCACAGCUUGCGUCAGAAGAUUUAGUGGCAAGAAGCAGAGUGCGAAUAAGAAGAAGAAUUAGGGUCUCGUUCUUUUUUACGUUUAUUUUACUGAUUAAGCAGUAUGAUGUCAAUAUUGUAAAAAGAGUUGUAGUUUAAGGAAGGAAAAUA
Messenger RNA from Helicoverpa armigera (cotton bollworm), 1392 nucleotides. Its product is annotated as UDP-glucosyltransferase 2. The transcript is spliced from 7 exons. Gene Ontology annotation, molecular function: UDP-glycosyltransferase activity. Lineage: Eukaryota; Metazoa; Arthropoda; Insecta; Lepidoptera; Noctuidae. The record is from RefSeq and is a predicted model, not a curated record. Bases 6 to 1304 code for a protein of 432 amino acids.